Molecule: messenger RNA, 630 nt
Organism: Lutzomyia longipalpis
Lineage: Eukaryota; Metazoa; Arthropoda; Insecta; Diptera; Psychodidae
Product: protein FAM32A-like
Exons: 2
Coding region: 84-440 (118 amino acids)
Cellular component (GO): nucleolus
Source: RefSeq, a predicted model, not a curated record
UGAACGAAGUGUCAAAAUAUUUUGCUUCAAUAACAACAACAAAGUGUUUGGAGUAAAGAUUUUCUGUGAAAUUCUUGAGAAAAAUGCCCUCAGAUGAGUAUUCCUGUGUUUCUCGAGGAAAAUUAAAGCUAAAGACAGAUGGAGAAAUCAAAAAGAAGAAGAAAAAGAAGAAGGACAAGGAGAAAUUGAAGGAGAAAAUUGAGGCAACUGCAAAUGAAGUGAAUGGAAGUUCUUCUGGAGAAGGAAGCACCUCCGGAUCUGGCCAGCGGAUGCUGACAAAGGCGGAAAUGGCAUUCAAGCAGAUGCAAGAGAAGACACAAAAGAAGAGAAUCCUGGAGAAGGCUUCAAUGACACACAAGGAGCGUGUGGAGAAAUUCAAUCAGCACCUGGACUCCCUGACGGAACACUUUGACAUCCCCAAAGUUUCAUGGACAAAAUAAUUCAUUGUCUACAAAUCUAUUUAUAUUUCUGUGUAUAAAUUACAAAUGCUUCAUCAUCGGAACCACUUUACUAUCUUUAAUCUGAUAUGUUGCUGCUGAGUUUUCUCUCACUUAAAAGGUAACAUUUAAGUUUAAUUUUUAUUUCAUUUAAUUAAUUGUGAAUUUAUGUAAUAAAUUACAAAGAUUUAGA